Parastagonospora nodorum SN15 is the source of this 1298-nucleotide messenger RNA. RefSeq lists its product as hypothetical. Gene Ontology annotation, cellular component: mitochondrion. The coding region runs from base 9 to 1031 and encodes 340 amino acids. The transcript has 2 exons. The record is from RefSeq and is a predicted model, not a curated record. Gene Ontology annotation, biological process: cytochrome c-heme linkage. Lineage: Eukaryota; Fungi; Ascomycota; Dothideomycetes; Pleosporales; Phaeosphaeriaceae. Gene Ontology annotation, molecular function: holocytochrome-c synthase activity.
UAUUCAUUAUGGGCUGGUUUUGGGCAGACACUACAACAUCGGCGCCUGCUGCGUCGAUUGCGCCGCAUCCAAUGCCACGAGGCAACGCAGAGCCUCCGCCAUCAUGCCCAAUGCACAAGAAAGCGUCGCCACCUGCGAAAUCGGAAGUACCCAAGGGCGCAUGUCCCUACGUCCCUCCAGAGAACGCCUCAUCAUCUUCAGACGACGCCCCAGAAAAGCAAGGUCUCCUCUCCCGUCUAAACCCUCUAAACAACAUGUUCUCUGAACUCGACAACUCGAAGGCCAGCAUCCAAACCCAAGACCUUCCCCUCUCGCGCGAGCAAUCCACCAUCCCCAAAGGCGACGGCUCACUCUGGGAAUACCCCUCCCCACAACAAAUGUACAACGCCAUGCUGCGAAAAGGCUAUACCGAUACCCCCGUAGAUGCUGUUGAGUCCAUGGUUUCAGUGCAUAAUUUCCUCAACGAAGGCGCGUGGGCCGAGAUUAUGGGUUGGGAACGCCGCUUCUCCAAGGGCAUAGCAGAAGGCUACAGAGUCUGCAAACAGGGCGAAGAGCGCGCAAACCACAUUCUGGGCACAGCAGAGAACCCAUUCGAUACAACGACCUGGGACGACGCUGAUAUCCCUCCUCCAAAACUCCUCCGCUUCACUGGCCGCCCCACUGAACCGACACCCAAAUCGCAAAUCCUACAGUGGGCAGGCUGGGCUAUGCCAGAGAAAUUCGGCACUGCCCCGCCGUUCGACAGACACGAUUGGUUUGUCGAGCGCUGCAAUUCAAAGGGAUGUAAAGAGGUGCGGUAUGUCAUUGACUACUACGAGGGCGACCCUGAGCCAACAGGCGAGCCGGUGUUUUUCCUCGACGUCAGGCCCGCAGUGGACGGUCCGACGAGUGCGGCAGAGCGCAUGGUCAGAUGGGGAACAGAUGUGUUUUGGCGCGCGAGUGGUGGUGAGGCGAGGAUAAUGAAAAAGGUUCAAGAGGCGCGAGAGGCGGCGGCAGAAGAGGCGAGUUCGCGGGGGAGGCAGUACAACUGAAGAAGCGUCCACGACUUGAUGGGAGAUGUAUGAUGCAUUGCACGGCGUUUAGGUGGGUGAUUUCAAGAGAUGGGCACUUUGCGGUGGGAUGGAAUGAAGCAUUCCAAGGGCCUUUCUUUUCUCAUUCUCCAUUUCCUUUGUCUCGGUUUACCCAGCUACAACUCUCCCCCACUCUCGUACCAUUAUUUUCUUGUUUUUUCUAUUGUAGUUGUAUAUUUGCGUUCGAAUAAUCCCUAGGUGAACCAUUCAGCUUUCCACCUUCAUCGU